Molecule: messenger RNA, 4723 nt
Organism: Trichosurus vulpecula (common brushtail)
Lineage: Eukaryota; Metazoa; Chordata; Mammalia; Diprotodontia; Phalangeridae
Gene: TMEM170A
Product: transmembrane protein 170A
Exons: 3
Coding region: 112-546 (144 amino acids)
Biological process (GO): endoplasmic reticulum tubular network organization
Cellular component (GO): endoplasmic reticulum membrane
Source: RefSeq, a predicted model, not a curated record
GAGGGUUGUGUUCGGGGUGGGUGACGCCAAGGCGGUGGCGGCAGUGGCGGUGGUGGCGGCGGCCCCGUCGUAUCUUCUCGCUGUCCUCUCGCGCAGGUGAAUGGCUGCGGGAUGGAGAGCGAGGGGAGCGGCGGGAGCGGGGGCUCGGCCGGGCUCCUGCAGCAGAUCCUGAGCCUGAAGCUUGUGCCGCGGGUGGGCAACGGGACGCUGUGCCCCAACUCCACCUCCCUCUGCUCCUUUCCAGAAAUGUGGUAUGGUGUGUUCCUGUGGGCACUGGUAUCUUCUCUCUCCUUCCAUGUCCCUGCUGGAUUAUUGGCACUGUUCACUCUCAGGCAUCACAAAUAUGGUAGGUUCAUGUCUGUAAGCAUCCUGUUGAUGGGCAUCGUGGGACCAAUUACUGCUGGAAUCUUGACAAGUGCAGCCAUCGCUGGAGUUUACCGAGCAGCAGGCAAAGAAAUGAUCCCUUUUGAAGCCCUCACCUUAGGUGUUGGCCAGACAUUUUGUGUAGUGGUGGUUUCUUUUUUACGGAUUUUAGCAACUCUAUAGCAUCUGCUUACAGACUAUGAUAGAACAGACCAUGAAGAGAGGAUUUCAGAUUAUUUAUUAAGGAAGGGCAUAGCUAAAAGUGGUAAUUUAUUUAAAGUUUUUCAAAUGGAAGCAGCUUGAACAAGAGUAUAUGAAGGCCUGCUGGCUUGGUCCCUUCUUCAGUUUGAAGACAGAGCUCCAUGAGCCAAAGACCUUUUUGGUGACUUCCAAAUUUCAUAGGGUUCAUCAGCUUUCCUCUUUGAAGAAAUGUCAACUAUUUGAGCUCUUUUGUAAUUGUACACAAACCUGCACAGCAGUGCAUUUGGAUUGGUCAUCUGUUGUGCCAGUAUUCUCUAGGACCUAUAAGAAAAUGCAGCAUUGAGUGUUUUAGAAGAUCUGCACAAAAAUUACAAAGCAAAAUAUACUAUGCUCAGAGACUGGUGUCUGAGGGGAUUAGACUUUAUUGAAGUUAGCUUUUCCAACUUUUAUUUUGUUACAUUUUUGUGACAGUUAAGUGCCAAGUAGGUUUUUGUUUGAGGAUCCUAACUGAGAACAAAUGUGGUGAAAUAUUGUAGCAGGGAAAUCUAUGUAAAAUGUGACAAUGAGAAUAGCAUUGAUUUCACUGUUUAAAGGGAAAACAGUAACAACUACUGAAUAAUGAUAACACGUGAGUUCAAUAUUUUGACCUCUGACUAUUUAACACUUUGCAAUGAGCUAAUGAGAACUUCAAAGAUUUUUUUUAAUGUGAAAAUGCAGUUUUGUAUUAUCAAAAUACGCUCGCUAAUUCAGACAUUUUUUCUGAAUACCUGUCAUUAGCGCCUUCCUUCUCAUUCUGUUAGAUUUAUUUGAUUUUAUUGACAAGGUGCCCAGUAGAAAGUAACUUGGACUAAACAUUUUUUAGCUUGACUAAUUAGAAUGCACUUUAGCCAUUAGGGCAGAAAGAAGGGGAUUCUUCUCUGGGUCUGCUCUUAAGGCCCUCCUUAGGAGAUCGUGGCUUGUAGAGAGGUUCAGCUUCAAGUAACGUUGGUGCUUUUGAUUGUUUAAUCUUAAAUUGGAUCAGAGCUCUUUUAUUCCAGAAAGUGCCUAAAGUUAACUCUAGUUUAUUAUUCUUAAUUCUCUCCUUUCUCUCACAUUCUGCCCUUUAAAUUAAAUCAUAGAUUUCCCUCAAAAAAUUUUGUAUUUUACUAUGCCAGGAGUAAACCUCAGAAUUAUUUUAGCUAAGUUUUUGUCCUUUUAUUGCUGGUUCAUUAGAUAUAAAUUAGAGAUUUAUUUUCAUUCACUGUAGGCCUGAAAACUGUGACUUUAAAGGUGAGAGGAUUAAUCAUAGGAUUUAUAGAAUUGUUAUAACACAGAAUGCAGUCAAUUUUAGGCUCUUUUGAUCUGGUUCUGGAAUAGUUUAGAUUGCUUAUGGUAACUAAAUCUUGAUCCUUGAAUAAAAAAAUGUAAAGUUUAGGGUAUUAUUAUUACUAAAUAAUAAUCCACACAUGAUAAUAUGCAUUCUGUUUUAAAAGAUAUACUUUGCCUCUAAUUAAUAUGAACAGAUAACACUUAUCUAAUAAGAGAACUAUACAGAAAAAUCAUGAAGGAAUUACAUACCGAAUAAAAACUAAUUUAUUACUAACAGAACACUUAUCCAAAUCAUAAAUGCCCUAUGCUUGAGAGAAGUGAAAACACAGUGUUCUAAUCUGACAAUUUUAAAUUCCUCAACAUAAGUUAUAGCCAUUAUUAAAUUCUUGUGGUAGGCAGUGUUAUUCAGUAGGUAAAUUUUCCCACACUUCCCACAUAACUAUCCAGUACUUACUAUAUUUAUUGCACAGAGAGAAUGAUAAUUUGUCUUAGAGACUACUUAAACCUUUGUUUAGAUUCACUGAAGGAAAGUAAGGUAGCAAAUUUGAAUUUAAUUUAGGAAACCAUCCCACGUCUCUGAUAUACAGAUUUUAGGGGGCCUUCUGGAAGUCGUGUGAGUGCUUUUCUUCUCAUCCUGAUGGCAGAAGUUGCCAUGUAACAGGUGCCACUCAGGUGGUACCCUGCUAGACCCUACCUUGUGGAAUGUUUCAGUGGGUCUUGGGAUGGGCAGGAAUGGUGAAUAGUAACCAUUUUCUUAUACUUAUCUGGUAAAAGUUCCCAAGCUUCUGAAAUGUAUUUUGAUUCUUCUUUUCUCUUCUCUUAUAGUUAGUAUUUAUGUUGUAGUGUAAUGUGGAGUUUGUUUAUGUUUAAGUUUAAACCGAGCCGAAGUGCUGCCUUUAAGAUUUUGAAUCGGGAUUGAAUCCCAGGUUUUCUUCAGAUAAUCAAUCAACCACUAGUUUGGGCUUUACAAGAUGAGGGGGCUAUAGACAUUAAGCCAGUACUACUUUGUGUUGAACAGACUCCACCUACAUUACUCUCAAAAUCAUUUUGUCCUAAGAUUUCUUUCUUACUGCCCUGCUUAUCGCUGGCACCCUCAAAAUAAAAAUCAUUUCUACCAUGAUAAAGAUGAUAGUGGCAUAAAAAAUAAUAUUUUAAAGUUAUUCUCACACUAAUACUUUAGUGGAUCUGUGAAGUCAAAGAUUUGGGUGUUCCAUCCAGUGAUGCAGAUUGCAGCCCAUCCAUGCCGUCUUAUCCUAUGGGACUCUUGACCUCGACUUCUCAUAAAUCCUCCCACAGGAUGUUGACCCAGUGUGCUUGGGGCCUUCAUUUAGAUAACAAUCUUUAGUAUUUUCUCUCAAGGAGCUUUUUGGUUGAGUAUAUUAGUCCAUUUCAGGAAACUGCUACUUGCAAAAAUACUCAUAAUUGGAAAUUUCAGGUUGAAAAAUUUUAGGUAUGUUGCAGCACAAUAUUGGACUCAUUUAGCAGGGUUGUAAGAAAUUAUUUUGAUUCUGUUGUUUCAUAGGAUAUAUCCAUGACAGUUGUUAUAUCCAAAGGGAUAUGUAUGUAUAUAUGUAUACAUAUGUAUAUCUCUCUUGCUAUAUAUAAUUACUGUUAUGGUUCUGAGGUUCAGUUAUGUUAGAGCCAAAGCACAAAGAAUAAGGCAUCUGGAAAGGCCUCCUAGUUUCCAUCUGCUUUCUCAUCUUUUUUUGGUUCAGCUGCUCUUUUAUAAGCAUAUUGCAUAUGUAUCCUCAGAUUACUGGAUAUUCAGUGUUUAUGUGGUCAGUCCCAAUAUGUGAUAUGCUCUUUUGAAUGGUUUAUGAAUGCUGUACAUAGAUUUUAUGUGAAAUGUGUGUAGCUUGAAUUAAGUUUUCAGGGAGCAGUUAUUUAUGUAAAGAUAAACAAUGGAACAUCUGUCUUUUAUUCUGCUAUCAGAUAUGCAGUUAUUUAGGUAGAAAAGAAACUGAUGCUUGGUUUGAACAACACUUUCAUAUAUAAUCAUGAUUUUUGGAACGGUUUAUUCCCCACCCCCCCAAAAAAAACCCUGAAUUUCCUAAGGACAGAUCUAAGGACAGAUGAUAAUUCCCUGUUUAAUUCUACAUCAAGAAGCUGAUAAAACCAAUGUUGUGCCUCUUCCUUCGUUUUUUUUUUCCUUAUAAACCACCAAAGCUGAUUUUUCAGGUCUUUAUUGUGGUACUUUGUAAUGGAAAACAAGCUUUCAUGGAAAUGUUUCUAAAUGUGCAAAAAUGAAUUCCAGAGUAAAGGAGAUCAUGGGGUCAAAAUACAUCAUUAUUCCAGCAUCAUAAGCACAGCCUUCUUUUUUUUUUUUAAGCAACAAAAACCUAACCUUUUAUGAAAUGUGGAACCAGUGAAAGAGGUUUUGUUCGUGCGCAGAAUUACCUUCUAAAUUUUCCUCUUUUAUGUUUAAAUUUAUUCAGCUGCCAAGCUUUUAAAAACUUUUGAGUCCAACUUUAUUUCCUAAUUGCUGUGGUUUAAGUUAUAGUCUUGUUAUGUUAUAAAGCCUAAUUAAAAAAAAAACACCAAGGAACAGUUUUGUUGAAUGUAAAGCACUGGUGCCAUUGACUGUCCACAUUCAGAAGGCUUUUCACCCUUGUGCACACACCGUAUAUGCUGGUUGUAACUCAAAUCAGCUUAAUCUUUUGUAUUAAGAUUAUUUCACCAACUGCUACAGUCAAUAAGAUCAAAUCUUUGUAUGAGAGAAAACAACUGAAAUUUUAUUUUUUUACUGACAUUUCUAAUGCUGGUGUCAAUGUUUACCAAUAAAAAUUAAUUACAUUAUUUCUGGCUAGAGCUUUAUUUCUUUGAGAAUGACUGUAUUGUUUAAUGACCAGAA